Messenger RNA from Anopheles nili, 1899 nucleotides. RefSeq names its product kelch-like protein diablo (gene dbo). The record is from RefSeq and is a predicted model, not a curated record. NCBI's taxonomy places the organism in Eukaryota, Metazoa, Arthropoda, Insecta, Diptera, Culicidae. Gene Ontology annotation, molecular function: protein binding. Bases 130 to 1899 code for a protein of 589 amino acids. The transcript has 5 exons.
CGAGGCGGAGAAAACGAACAGCAGCCAACUUCCUCCUCGGUUUUGCGCCACGGGGUGUGAAUAAAAGUUACAAAGAUAGAUACCGUGUGGGGUUGGGCCUCUGCCCCGCUGCGCCUAGCGGCCAACAGAAUGGGUGACAUGCUGAUAUCAGAUCGUCCACCGUCGCCGGCGAGACUGUCACACACAUCGGAGAAGCACCCUCGGGUGACACUGCAGGAGCUGAACGUGCUUCGACGCCACCGGGAGCUCUGCGAUGUCGUGAUCAACGUGAAAGGCCGCAAAAUAUUCGCCCACCGCGUGAUCCUGUCCGCGUGCAGCCCAUACUUCCGAGCCAUGUUCACCGGCGAGCUGGAAGAGUCGCGCCAAACCGAGGUCACGAUCUGCGACAUUGACGAGAACGCAAUGGAGCUGCUGAUUGACUUCUGCUACACGUCCCACAUCGUUGUAGAGGAAUCGAACGUACAGCCUUUGCUGCCGGCCGCCUGUCUGCUGCAGCUGGCCGAAAUACAGGAUAUUUGCUGCGAGUUCCUCAAGCGCCAGCUCGAUCCAGAGAACUGCCUCGGUAUUCGGGCGUUCGCCGACACACACUCGUGUCGGGAGCUGUUGCGCAUUGCGGACAAAUUCACCCAGCACAACUUCCAGGAGGUGAUGGAAAGCGAGGAGUUCCUGCUACUUCCGGUUGGUCAGCUUGUCGAUAUCAUUUGCAGCGAUGAGCUGAACGUACGCUCGGAAGAGCAGGUGUUUAAUGCGGUGAUGGCGUGGCUCAAGUACAACGUCGCCGAUCGACGCCAGCAUCUGGCUCAGGUGCUUCAGCACGUCCGAAUGCCUCUGCUCAGCCCCAAGUUCCUAGUCGGCACGGUUGGAUCUGACCUGCUCGUUCGCUCGGAUGAAGCCUGCCGGGAUCUGGUUGACGAGGCAAAGAACUACCUACUGCUGCCACAAGAACGCCCGCUAAUGCAAGGACCACGAACUCGACCACGCAAACCGACUCGCCGCGGUGAGGUCCUGUUUGCCGUGGGUGGCUGGUGCUCGGGUGACGCGAUUGCAUCCGUGGAACGGUUCGAUCCGGAGACGGCCGACUGGAAGAUGGUAGCACCGAUGAGUAAGCGACGCUGUGGAGUCGGUGUGGCCGUCCUGAACGACCUGCUGUACGCCGUCGGCGGGCACGAUGGCCAGAGCUACCUGAACAGCAUCGAGCGGUACGAUCCGCAGACGAAUCAGUGGUCGUGUGAUGUCGCACCGACCACAAGCUGCCGCACGAGCGUCGGAGUGGCGGUGCUGGAUGGCUUUCUGUACGCGGUCGGCGGACAGGACGGCGUACAGUGUCUGAACCACGUCGAACGAUACGAUCCCAAAGAGAACAAAUGGUCCAAAGUGGCCCCGAUGACGACACGACGACUUGGCGUGGCGGUGGCCGUACUUGGCGGAUACCUGUACGCGAUCGGUGGCUCGGACGGACAGUGUCCACUCAACACGGUCGAACGGUACGAUCCGCGACAGAACAAAUGGUGCGCUGUUAGUCCCAUGUCCACGCGAAGGAAACACCUCGGGUGUGCGGUGUUCAACAACUUCAUCUACGCUGUCGGUGGGCGGGACGAUUGCAUGGAGCUGUCGUCCGCGGAACGCUACAACCCGCACACCAAUUCCUGGAGCCCGAUCGUCGCGAUGACGUCCAGACGCAGUGGGGUUGGACUAGCCGUGGUCAACGGUCAAUUGUACGCGGUCGGAGGCUUCGACGGAACCGCCUAUCUGAAGACGAUCGAGGUGUACGAUCCCGAGACGAACCAGUGGCGCUUGUGUGGCUGCAUGAACUACCGCCGGCUGGGUGGAGGCGUUGGCGUUAUGCGAGCACCCCAAACCGAGAACUACAUGUGGAUUCGCAAAGAUUCAGUUGUUUAA